AUGGAUGAAGAUGUUGGACUGUUCAUGGUGUUACGAUUUUGCUAUCCUGAACUCACUAUGUGUGUUACUGUAGGGCCGAAAAACGUCGCCACUUAUGAGUUACAAUGUAGGAGACCCUUCCAAGUUGCCCGCCAUUUGUACCUGCCGGAGACAGAAGAUGAGAAUUUGCAACGCGAAGCUCAAAUUCGAUACAAUGGCAAAACCCUAAAAACCCAUAUCUUACAUUAUGUUUGUAGUAACCUUAACUCCAUAUCUAACCCCCAUCACCUUAUCAAACCAGAUCUAAUUUCAGGAAGAACAAUUCCAGCGACAGAGAGAGUCCUCCAGGAAAAUUUUAGUGAGGCAGAGAUGAUGGUUAUGAAGAUAUGGAGAUUGAAACGCUCGGGCCAAUGGAACAAAGUACUGAACCAAACCACGUCGAACAAGUUGACAAUGGAAGAUAAUGAACAAAUCAAUUCAAGUCCGGCAAGUGUCCUAAACAACGACCCAAUUCUUCUAAGUUCCGAAGAGAGCGAAGAAUAUUCUUCUAGGGGAUCUAGCGAAAUUUGUCUUGUUGCCAACUUCGUAGAGGAACUUGAUCGUGCUCUUUUGGAAGCUGCUUCUAGGGUUCGAGUCUUGAACGAACCUAACUAUUCUACAUCGGAUUAG
This is a messenger RNA of Arabis nemorensis, 648 nucleotides long. Lineage: Eukaryota; Viridiplantae; Streptophyta; Magnoliopsida; Brassicales; Brassicaceae. The record is from the annotation of a GenBank genome assembly.